AGAGCAUAUUUUAAAUUUUACUCAGAACACUCAAAAAACUAACAAAACCACAAAGAUGAAAAAUGUUGAUGCUUUUCAUGAUGGUGUUAGCAGCUCUCAAAGGGACCUGCAUUUGCGUCAGACACACUAGAGAAAGGCCUUCCCUACCAGAGUGCCUGCUUCCAGGAUGGGUUUUGUGUUUGUUACUUUCCUGGCUCAAACAUUUACUACUUGUCAACUAUGUGUAAGAUGUCACUGUAAAUAUCAGGGAUGGAGUGAGCAAAGUAAAACCUGUGUUAUAUUCUACUGAAGGAGAUGAAUGAUGAACAAAGUAAGUAAAUCAGGUAGUGUAUUAGAUGGUAACAUUAUCAUGCAGUGGAAAAUACAUAAAACUAGAGAGGAUGGCAAAGGAGAGCCAGUCAUGAAGUUGCAGCCAGACAGAACUUUUUAAACAAAGUCAGUGACUUUUGAACAAAGAGAGAAGAUGGUUAAAAUCCUAUAGGUACCCUGGAAAACAUUACAGACAAGAUGGCUUAAGGCACAUACAGGAUGAAGUGAGGACCCAAGGCCAGGAGCAGUGAAUGAAGAGGGUAGACGUGAACACUGGAGGAGAGAGGGAGAGUGUGGGCCAAAAGCCAUGAGACAGUUAGUCUGUUCUGUAAGACUUUCGAUUGACUUUGCUCUGAGUCAUACAGACAGGCAGCCAAUGAAAAGUUCUCAGCAGAGAAAUAAUAUGGUCUGACUGAUAUUUUGAGGGAUGGGGAAUUAUGAGAGCUGUCUCUAGUUGUGAAGGCAUUUAAGGUGGGUCCUUAAUCCUUAAUGACUUGAAACACCUUAACUUUUGUUCUUAAAUAUUCAGCAAAAUAAGUAAGUGAAUACAUUUACUCUGAGUGUGAUGAUGCUCUCUUCCAGAGGGGAGAAGAGCUAUUCCUCACUUGGCAGAAAAGCGUAAGUGACCAAACUCAGUGCCAUAGGCCCUUUUUAUAAUUUUUCAUGUCCUAAGCAUGAACACUAAAUGUCCUAUUUAGUCCCCACCUCCCAGCACUGCUGCAAUAGGGAUUAAGUUUCAACAUGAAUUUUGGAGGAGACAAAAAACACUCAAACUGCAGGAGAACCAUUCCAAGUACAGUGCCUUGAGGUGCGCCAGAAUUACUCAGGUGCUCUGGAGACUGUGAACCAGAUCAUUGUGAACUUUCCCACUUUCCUUCCUGCUUUUGAAAAGAAAAUGAAAUUACAACUAGCCUUGCAGGACUGGGACCAGACAGUUGAGACUGCACAAAGGUUGCUGCUGCAAGAUAGUCAAAAUGUGGAAGCACUGAGGAUGCUAGCUCUUUAUUAUUUGUGCAGGGAGGGGGACAUGGAGAAGGCUUCCACUAAACUGGAACACUUAGGAAAUGCGUUGAAUACCAUGGAACCACAGAACGCUCAACUGUUUUAUAAGAUUACAUUAGCCUUCAGCAGAACUUGUGGACGUAAUCCGCUCAUUCUUCAAAAAAUUCAAACAUUUUUAGAUAGAGCUUUUAAUCUAGCCCCACAUCAGCCAGAAAUUGCUACAGAACUUGGAUACCAAAUGAUUUUCCAAGGCAAAGUGAAAGAGGCAUGGAGGUGGUAUAAGACAGCCAUGACCCUCAAUGAGACCAGUAUCUCGGCCGUUACUGGACUUAUUCGAUGUCAAUUAAUCGAAGGACAGUUAGAGGAUGCAGACCAGCAGCUAGAGUUCUUCAGUGAAUUUCAGCAGUCCAUGGGGAAAUGUGCGGAAUUAAUCUAUUUACAUGCGGUUCUUGCGAUGCAAAAAAAUAAACGACAAGAAGAAGUUAUAAAUUUGUUAGAUGAUGUCUUGGAUACUCAUUUCUCAAAUUUAGAGGAGUUACCUCUUGGAGUACAGUAUUUUGAAAAGCUAAAUCCUGAUUUCCUGCUAGAAGUUAUUAUAGAAUAUCUGAAUUUCUGUCCAAUGCAGCCUUCAAGUCCGGGUCAGCCUCUUUCUCCACUUCUCAGACGUUGUACCUCAGUUCUGGAGACAAUAGUAAGAACAGUACCAGGUCUUCUGCAAGCUGUCUUCCUAAUAGCAAAAGUAAAAUAUUUGUCAGGGGAUAUUGAAGCUGCAUACAACAACCUGCAGCACUGCCUGGAGCACAACCCCUCCUACGCAGAGGCCCAUCUCCUGAUGGCUCAGGUUUAUUUGUCUCAAGAAAAAUUCAAGUUAUGUUCUCAGUCUCUCGAACUUUGUCUGAGCUAUAAUUUUGAUGUGAGAGAAUAUCCUUUAUAUCAUUUGAUCAAAGCUCAGUCACAAAAGAAAAUGGGAGAAAUAUCAGAAGCCAUUACAACCCUGCACAUGGCAAUGAAUUUACCAGGAAUGAGGAGAACGGGCACUUCCUCAAAAUCCAGGAAAACUGACGUGGACAGAAGCAAUCGUUUAUCCAUCUUUCUUGAGUUGGUGGAAGUUCACCGUUUAAAUGGAGAACAGCAUGAGGCAGCAAAAGUUCUACAAGAUGCCAUCCAUGAAUUUUCUGGAACAUCUGAAGAACUGAGGGUUACUAUUGCUAAUGCAGACCUAGCUCUGGCCCAAGGAGAUACUGAGCAGGCUCUGAACAUGCUUCGGAAUGUCACUGCUGAGCAGCCUUACUUCAUAGAGACCAAGGAAAAAAUGGCAGAUAUUUAUUUGAAGUAUAGGAAAGAGAAAAUGUUAUAUAUCACCUGUUACCGAGAAAUUGCAGAAAGAAUGCCCAGCCCUCGGUCCUUUCUUCUUCUUGGUGAUGCAUACAUGAAUAUUCAAGAGCCCGAAGAAGCUAUAGUUGCCUAUGAACAGGCAUUAAACCAGAACCCAAAAGAUGGGACUUUGGCAAGCAAAAUUGGGAAGGCUCUUGUCAAAACUCACAACUAUUUCAAGGCAAUCACUUAUUAUGAAGCUGCUCUGAAAAGUGGACAACAGAAUUACCUUUGCUAUGAUCUGGCUGAGCUCUUACUAAAAUUGAAAUGGUACGAGAAAGCAGAGAAAGUUCUUCAGCAUGCUCUCUCUCACGAACCAGUAAAUGAACUGUCAACACUCAUGGAAGAUGGGCGUUCACAAGUUCUUCUAGCAAAAGUUUACAGUAAAAUGGAAAGACCUGGAGAAGCAGUCAUUUCCUUACAGCAGGCUCGAGAAUUGCAAACACGAAUACUGAAACGUGUUCAGAUGGAACAGCCAGAUGCAGUUCCUGCCCAGAAACAUUUAGCAGCGGAAAUUUGUGCAGAGAUUGCAAAGCAUUCUGUUGCUCAGCGAGACUAUGAAAACGCAAUUAAGUUCUACAAAGAGGCUCUGAUUCAUUGUGAAACAGAUAAUAAAAUAAUGUUGGAACUGGCCCGACUGUAUCUGGCUCAAGAUGACCCUGAAGCCUCCAUGCGGCAUUGUUCUCAGCUCCUCCAGAAUGACCAAGAUAAUGAACCUGCCACCAUGAUGAUGGCUGAUCUCAUGUUCAGAAAACAGGACUAUGAACAAGCAGUGUUUCAUUUACAACAGCUUUUAGAACGCAAACCAGAUAAUUAUAUGACUUUAUCUCGUUUGAUUGAUCUCCUAAGAAGAUGUGGUAAACUUCAUGAUGUUCCAAGAUUUUUUUCAAUGGCUGAGAAAUUUAACUCCAGAGCAAAACUGGAGCCAGGAUUUCAGUACUGUAAUGGACUACAUCUUUGGUAUACUGGAGAACCAAAUGAUGCCCUUCGACAUUUUAAUAAAGCUCGGAAAGAUAGUGACUGGGGCCAAAAUGCCAUCUACAAUAUGAUAGAAAUCUGUUUGAAUCCAGACAAUGAAACUAUUGGAGGUGAAGUAUUUGAAAACCUAGAUGGAGACCUGGGUAAUUCAACAGAGAAGCAAGAGUCUGUGCAAUUAGCAGUGAGGACAGCAGAGAAACUCCUUAAAGAACUAAAACCUCACACGGCUCAGGGUCAUGUCCAGCUUCGCAUAAUGGAAAACUAUUGUCUAAUGGCCACCAAACAGAAGGCAAAUGUUGAACAAGCAUUGAAUGCCUUUACUGAGAUAGCAACCGUGGAGAAAGAUCAUAUCCCAGCCCUCUUAGGAAUGGCCACUGCUUACAUGAUCUUGAAGCAGACUCCACGAGCUAGAAAUCAGCUGAAGAGAAUUUCAAAAAUGAUUUGGAAUCCUAUUGAUGCUGAGGAGUUUGAGAAGAGCUGGCUACUCCUUGCCGAUAUUUAUAUUCAGUCAGCAAAGUACGACAUGGCAGAAGAACUACUAAAACGAUGCCUACGUCAUAACAGAUCUUGCUGCAAAGCUUAUGAAUAUAUGGGCUACAUUAUGGAGAAAGAGCAAGCAUACUCAGAUGCUGCCUUCAACUAUGAGAUGGCAUGGAAACACAGCAACCAGACAAACCCAUCAGUAGGUUACAAAUUGGCAUUUAAUUACUUAAAAGCAAAAAGAUAUGUGGAUUCAAUUGAUAUAUGUCACCAGGUUCUUAAAGCACAUCCAGCGUAUCCAAAAAUCAGAAAAGAAAUCCUUGAUAAAGCACGCUCAUCUUUAAGGCCUUGAAACAGUGAUUUUUAACUUCAGUAAGCAGGAAAAAAAAA
Dipodomys ordii (Ord's kangaroo rat) is the source of this 4533-nucleotide messenger RNA. It is a transcript of the gene Ttc21b, whose product is annotated as tetratricopeptide repeat domain 21B. Gene Ontology annotation, biological process: intraciliary retrograde transport; protein localization to cilium. The record is from RefSeq and is a predicted model, not a curated record. NCBI's taxonomy places the organism in Eukaryota, Metazoa, Chordata, Mammalia, Rodentia, Heteromyidae. The transcript is spliced from 25 exons. Gene Ontology annotation, molecular function: protein binding. Gene Ontology annotation, cellular component: intraciliary transport particle A. The coding region runs from base 1205 to 4495 and encodes 1096 amino acids.